AUGGCUGCAUCUACCAUGUCUAUCUGCUCCAGUGACUUAGCCAAUGGGAGCCACAUCUGCCUAUUUGGUGCCUGUGAAUCUUGCACCAGCUCCCCCUGGCAGGUGGAUGACUGUCCAGAGAGAUGCUGUGAGCCCCUGAUGCUAGCUCCUCACUCACUCACUCACUCACUCACACCCUCCUCCUCCUCUACAACUUCACCUCUUCCCACCCCACCCCACACCAUUGCUGCUUCCAACAUGUCUGUCUGUUCUAGUGACCUAAGCUAUGGCAGCCGUGUCUGCCUGCCUGGGUCCUGUGAGUCUUGCACCGACUCCUCCUGGGAGAUGGAAAACUGCCCAGAGAGCUUCUGUGAGCCACCCUGCUGUGCCCCCACCUGCUGCCAGUCCACUUGUUGUGCCCCCACCUGCUGUGCCCCGGGUGCCUGCCAGACCCUCAUCUGCACCCCCCUGAGCUAUGUGUCUAACCCCUGCUGCCAGGCAACCUGUGAGUCCAGCUCCUGCCAAUCAGUCUGCACCUGUGAACCUUCCUGCUGCCAGCAGUCUAGCUGCCAGCCUGCAUGCUGCACACUCUCCCCCUGCCAGCAGGCCUGCUGUGUGCCUGUCUGCUGCAAGCUCAUCUGCUGUACGCCUGUCUGCUGCAAGCCUGUGUGCUGCAAGCCCUUCUGCUGCAAACCUGUCUGCUGUAAGCCCGUCUGUUGUGAGCCUGUCUGCUGCAAGCCUGUCUGCUGUGUGCCUGUCUGCUGUGGGGCCAGCCCCUGCCCUGCCCCCUCAUGCUGCCAGCCCUCUACCUGUACAGCCUCCUGCUGUAAACCCUCCUCCUGUGUGUCCCUCAUCUGCCAACCAGUGUGCAAGCCUGCCUGCUGUGUGCCCUCCUCCUCCUGCUGUGCCCCUGCCUCCUCCAGCAUGUCCCUGCUCUGCCGCCCCUUGUGCAGGCCUGCCUGCUGUUGCUCUUCCUCGGGCCAGAAUCCCUGCUGCUGA
This is a messenger RNA of Orycteropus afer afer, 978 nucleotides long. RefSeq names its product keratin-associated protein 10-12-like. The record is from RefSeq and is a predicted model, not a curated record. Gene Ontology annotation, cellular component: keratin filament. Lineage: Eukaryota; Metazoa; Chordata; Mammalia; Tubulidentata; Orycteropodidae.